Molecule: messenger RNA, 2805 nt
Organism: Larimichthys crocea (large yellow croaker)
Lineage: Eukaryota; Metazoa; Chordata; Actinopteri; Sciaenidae
Gene: rpa1
Product: replication protein A1
Exons: 17
Coding region: 197-2041 (614 amino acids)
Biological process (GO): DNA recombination; DNA replication; DNA repair
Cellular component (GO): nucleus
Molecular function (GO): DNA binding
Source: RefSeq, a predicted model, not a curated record
GAGGCUGCAAACUGAACUCAGAUCUGUGGACGGAAGCGGAAACUGUGAAACGCUUGGCGCGUUUGUACGAGCUGUUGGCGCCAACCACACAAUUCUUCGAGUACACUGUCAGUGUGAGAGGCAGCACAGAGACACAGAGAGAAAGCUGUUCGAGUAAAUUGUCUUUUUUUUUGUGUCGUUAAAUUACCUCGCAGAUAUGACGAAGCUCACGGAGGGUGCCAUUGAGGCUCUUUCAAAUGGCUCCGGUAUAAACGACGCAAUGCUUCAGUUGGUGAACCUUCGCAAGAUUGAAGGAGGAAACGGUCCGGCUCGCUUUCGAGUGAUGAUGAGCGAUGGACGUCACACUCUGUCCUCCUUCAUGCUCUCCACUCAGCUGAACUUCAUGGCUGAGGAGAACAAACUGGCCCCGAACUGCGUCUGCAUACUGAAGAGGCAUGUGACUAAUAUACUGAAGGAUGGACGACGGGUGGUGAUCAUUUUGGAAAUUGAUGUGGUCAAGCCUGCUGAGGAUGUAGCUGGAAGAAUAGGUGACCCUGUCCCGUACACUGAGGGUCAGAACAAAGGCCCACAGUCGGCACCAGUCCCUGAAAACCGCGCACCAGUCCCUGAAAACCGUGCACCAGUCCCUGAAAACCGUGCACCACUGCAGCAACAGAACAGAAAUGAAGUGAACAGAGGGUUCAAUAAAGAUUUUGGGAAGAAGGCCCCAUCUGCCAUGCCCAGUACUCCAGGGGGCAACUCCAAAAUUGUGCCCAUCUCCAGCCUUAACCCAUACCAGUCCAAGUGGACCAUCCGCGCACGUGUGACCAACAAGAGCAGCAUCCGUACGUGGAGCAACUCUCGUGGCGAUGGCAAACUCUUCUCCAUGGAGGUUGUGGACGAGAGUGGAGAGAUACGAGUGACUGGUUUCAACCAAGAGGUGGACAAGUUCUUCAGCCUCAUUGAGGUUGGCAAGGUCUACUACAUGUCCAAGGGCUCCUUGAAGAUCGCCAACAAGCAGUACACAUCAGUGAAGAAUGACUAUGAGAUGACUCUCAACGGAGAGUCCACCAUCAUCCCCUGUGAGGACGGCUGCGACGUUCCCAUGAUGCAGUAUGACUUUGUCUCUAUCGGUGACCUGGAGAACAGAGACAAAGACGCUAUUGUUGAUGUGAUCGGAGUGUGUAAGAGUGUGGACGAAGUGACCCGCCUCACCACCAAGACCAACAGAGAAGUGUCCAAAAGGACAGUCAAUCUGAUCGACAUGUCCGGGAAGCUGGUGACUGUGACGCUGUGGGGAGAGGAAGCAGAAAAGUUUGAUGGCUCCGGACAGCCCAUUUUAGCCAUCAAGGGGGCGAAGCUCUCAGACUUCGGAGGCCGAUCGCUCUCUGCAUCCUUCAGCAGCACCCUGAUGAUGAACCCAGACAUCCCUGAGGCGCAUAAGCUCAGAGGCUGGUACGAUAACGAGGGUCAUGCCAUGGACGGACAGUCUCUGACUGAGAUGAAAGGUGGCAGCGGUGGAGGAAACGCCAACUGGAAGACUCUAUCUGAUGUCAAGACGGAGCACCUGGGACACGGAGACAAGGCGGACUACUACACCUGCAUAGCCACCAUAGUGUAUCUGCGCAAGGAAAACUGCCUUUACCAGGCGUGUCCCAGCCAAGACUGCAACAAAAAGGUGGUAGACGAACAGAAUGGCAUGUACCGCUGCGAGAAGUGCGACAAAGAGUUCCCCAACUUCAAGUACCGCCUCAUCCUUUCCGCCAACAUCGCAGACUAUGGGGACAACCAGUGGGUUACUUGCUUCCAGGAGAGUGCAGAGGCCAUCCUGGGCCAGAAUGCAGCUUACCUGGGGCAACUCAAGGACUCGAAUGAAUCUGCCUUCGAUGAGGUCUUCCAACAAGCCAACUUCAACACUUUCGUCUUCCGCAGCAGAGUGAAGCUUGAAACGUAUAACGAUGAGUCCAGGAUCAAGGCCACGGUGAUGGAUGUGAAGCCCGUCGACCACAGGGACUACAGCAAGAGGUUGAUCAUGAACAUAAGGAAACUGGCCGCCCAGUAGGAACGUACGAUCUCGGUUGUGUAUUCUGGUUUUCCUUUUUCUUUUUGUACAGCCAACAAACCGCUCUAAACGUAUGACCAAGUUUGACUUACAAACCAAAUGUUAGGUUGUUUUUUUUGUGUGUUUGUUUUGUUUUUUUACUUCUGUGAGUGAGUAAUCCUCGAAGUACCUUGUGAGUGUUCACCUUUUUUUCUUUGUGAAAUAAUGUUUGGUGACCUGAUUCAGAAAACAGUUUUUUUUUGUUGUUGUUGUGUGUACAUAACUGCCUUUUUCUUUCUUUGUUUGGGGAAGCAGAGCAGAAAGAUCACAAAAGAAAUCAUCUGUGUCUGUCUUAAGUCAGCCAGUUGUUCCUGCAUGUAGUGUAGUCAUGCAGGGGGGUUGUGUACGUGUGUGUGCGCGUGCAUGUCGGUGUGUGUUGGCUGCUCUAAGCAGAAGACCAGCACAGUAGCUAGUUUUUUUUUUUGUUUUUUUUCUUCAUUUUUUGACAUGCACUCAAAAUGGCUGGGCUGGACCUGCACAUCCCUGAUAAGACCAUUUGACUCUCACUCCCUCUCUCUCUUCCUUCCCUCCGUCUCACACAAACAUAAGCACGUAUACACAUGCACAGUGCGGACCUAAAGGGGAAAUGCACUGCAUUCUAUUUAAGUAGAUUCAAGGUGUUGACCAUAUUUUCUAUGUCUCUAACUGGUUUGUAUGUUCUGUAGUUCAGUAUUUUUGUGAUUAAUUAACUCAUAAAUAAAAUAAAGACGUUCAUGAUCAAGUUA